AUGGGAUCUGGUUCAUCGAAGCCGAAGGAUCGUCCUAUCACCGGUAGCCCUGCGAUGCAUGGGAAACGAACGGCGCUCUUCAAUGGCCUUCUCUACCGAAUCAUUGAUGAUAGCACGGGUACGUGGGGCUUCUACAAUAAUUCCCAGGAUUACGAGUUUUAUGUCAUGUAUCUGUUUGACAUCGGCAGCACAAUACAGCCGCUUAACCAGACCUCAAUGGUAGAGCAGGACGACGGUUUCCUCUGCGAAGUGGCGGUGCUCCCGUCCGAAACACAGAGGUUCAUCGUGGGCGAUGUGACGGGAUACGAGAGCAAAAUUGAGGCGCGCCCGCUGGCCGAUGAGUACUUCCAGUCUCACCCUUUUCUCGACGAACGUGAUUACUACCGCCGCGUCGCCGCUCCCAGAGCUGCUGCAUUUUAA
Molecule: messenger RNA, 420 nt
Organism: Trypanosoma grayi
Lineage: Eukaryota; Euglenozoa; Kinetoplastea; Trypanosomatida; Trypanosomatidae
Product: calpain-like cysteine peptidase, Clan CA, family C2
Exons: 1
Coding region: 1-420 (139 amino acids)
Source: RefSeq, a predicted model, not a curated record